Messenger RNA from Pomacea canaliculata, 2785 nucleotides. Its product is annotated as X-ray repair cross-complementing protein 5-like. Lineage: Eukaryota; Metazoa; Mollusca; Gastropoda; Architaenioglossa; Ampullariidae. Gene Ontology annotation, cellular component: Ku70:Ku80 complex; nucleus. The record is from RefSeq and is a predicted model, not a curated record. Gene Ontology annotation, biological process: cellular response to X-ray; DNA recombination; telomere maintenance. Bases 59 to 2224 code for a protein of 721 amino acids. The transcript is spliced from 20 exons. Gene Ontology annotation, molecular function: damaged DNA binding; DNA helicase activity; telomeric repeat DNA binding.
CUGUUGCGUAUGAUCUGAUAGGGGAGAUUACUCUCAUAUUGUUUUAUUAUUUCCCUUAAUGUGCAAAUAUAUAAUGGCGGCAAACAAGGAAGCAAUUGCCAUUGUUCUUGAUGUGGGGCCUUCCAUGAAUCAGGCAGGACCACAGGAAGCAACAAGUCUCCAGUCAGCCAUUGGUGCCAUAACUAUGAUCCUACAGCGCAAAAUAUUUUCUGAGUCCAAAGAUGAAAUAGCCCUGGUACUGUUUGGCACAACUGAGACUAAGAAUCCUCUAGCAAAUGGCAAGUGUUAUGAGAAUAUUACUAUUAAGCGACCAAUGGGAAUUGCUGACCUGGAACUACUGCAGAUGGUACAGAAUGAUAUUCAGGCAACCACUCAAUCAGCAGACUUUAUUGAUGCCUUGAUUGUGGCUUUGGACCAUUUGGAGCAGGGAAUACAAGGCAAGAGGGGAUUUGCUUCUAAACGGCUGAUACUGCUAAGUGAUCUUGCUGGACCCUUUGGUGAUGACCAGUUGGAUAUUAUUAUAAAAGCCAUCUGCAACUCCAACACAGAAAUCAACAUCAUAGGACCAGAUCUGGAAGAAGAAGAUGCACAUGAGGACAGAAAAACAGGACAGCAGAAAGAAAAAACUCCACAGCAAAGGGCAGGAGAGGCAAUGGCAAAGUACAUUUUAGAGCAGGUCAAUGGAGAAGGAUAUUCCUUCAGGGAGGCACUUCCAGCACUCAGCUACUUCCAGUCACGCCAGGUUCGGCCAACUGCUUGGAAAUGCCAGUUAGAGAUUGGUCCUGACCUUAAAAUCCCUAUCAAUGGUUACAUCAAGAUGAAGGAUUUCAAGCUUAAACAAAGUUGGAAGAAGGUGUAUGCCAGGGAUCCUGAUAAAACAGUUGUGACUAGCCGCACAUAUCACCUUGGUGAUGAUGCAGAGACAGAGGUGGAUGCUGAGGAUGUAGUGGAGGGUUACUGUUAUGGUAGUGACCGUAUUCCCAUGUCAGCAGAAGACAAGGAGAGCAUGAAAUAUAAGGCAGAAAAGUGCUUCAAAGUAUUAGGAUUCACCAAACUAGAGAAUGUGAAGCAACACCAUUACAUGGGAGACAGCGUACUCAGCAUUACAGGAGAAAAAGGAGAUCCGACGGCAAUGGUGGCUUUGUCUAGCAUUAUCAAUGCUCUUUAUGAAACCAAUUAUGUAGCCAUUGCCCGCCGUGUGUAUGAUGCCCGCAGCUCUCCACGUAUAGGUUGUCUUAUCCCGCACAUCAAGGCCAGCUACCAGUGCUUGCACUGGAUUGAGCUGCCUUUUGCAGAAGACUUGCGCACCUUCACAUUCGGGUCUCUGCCUGUCAGAGAAGGUACUGGCAGCAAGAAGUAUGCUCCAUCAGAAGAGCAGCUGGCAGCCGUGGAUGAGCUCAUUACAUCAAUGGACCUGAGUUCAGCUGCUACGGAGGACAAUGGAGAGAAACGUGAAGCCUUCAAACCAAAAUUGACUUUUAAUCCCUACUUUCAGCGUGUAUAUCAGUGCUUACAGCACCGAGCACUUCAUCCUGGCGAAGACUUACCCGCAUUGUCUCCUCUGAUUGCUGCAUGCUUGCAGCAGCCCCAGGAGGUGGCAUGUGCAGCACCUAUAGAAAGGUUACGCAAAUUGUUCAAACUGGAGACUGUUGCCAAGAAGAAGGAUGAACAGACAGGGGAAUCUGUUUUUAGGAAGGAUGCUGGUGAUGGUCCUCAUGUCAUACGACCAAAGACUGAUGAUGACCUUUCUGGAGGUUUGGAAACCAUCACAAAAGCAAGAGUCACAGAAGUUGGAACAAAUACACCUAUAGAUGAUUUCCAAGAUCUCUGCAGCAGGAAAGAUAAAGACCUGUUUGAUGAAGCAUGCCAACAGAUGCAGCAACGUGUGCAGCAGAUUGUCACAGACUCCUUUGGCCAACAGUUCUAUAGAAAAGCCAUCGACUGUCUCAUCGUAUUGCGGCAGGAGUGUAUCAAGAAAUUGGAGCCAAGACUAUACAAUAGAUUUAUCCGAGAAUUCAAGAACACACUGACAUGCAAGGGAAGACAAGACUUUUGGGAUAAGUUGCUGGAGGAGAAAUUGAGCCUGAUAAGCAAGCUUGAGAGUGAGUACAGCGAUGUCAGCAAGGAGGAGGCAGAUACCUUCACUGCAGGGCAGGUUCUACGGGAUGAGGUCACUGCUCGCCAAGAAGAUGAGACCACUGAUGACCUUCUCAUGGAUAUAUAAUCUGUACUGCUCCUCUGGGAUGCUAAGGGUUGCAUCUUUAAGGAUCAUUACCGUCAAUCUGUACAGUAAUGAUUUUUUUGACUGUACAGUUUGUUCAGGUUAACAAUGAUCUGUGUAGAAAGAUGGUUUGUUCAGAGAUGAGUGCAGACUGCAAUACCUGUCAUUGGUCAUUAAUUUCAGUUGUUACUUUAAAUGCAGAAAAUAUGAAGCAUCCAUGCCAUGUCCAUUACUAAGCAGGGCAGGGACUAAUUUGAUAUGGCUUCUUUCUGAUCAGGCUGCAACGCAAAUUCUGCAUUUUGAAAAACAUUCUAAUUAUUGGACAAUGAAAGUUCAUGAUUCACAAUUCUGGAGCGAGAAUUAUAUCUAGGCUUUACUUUGUAUCAGGAUUAUCCUGAUGCAUGCUGAAGUUUUUGGGUACACAAGGUUAUUUGGGUUGCCUAUGGAGUGAUGACUGUGUGAGGUGGUUAUCCACUUUUGGUUGGAUGCCUUUCACCCCAAAAACUGAUUAUUAUUGCAGAGCAUUGAAGUAAUGCUGGAAUAAAAUCAGAAAAGACUGUCAAA